Molecule: messenger RNA, 1242 nt
Organism: Thyridium curvatum
Lineage: Eukaryota; Fungi; Ascomycota; Sordariomycetes; Thyridiales; Thyridiaceae
Exons: 2
Coding region: 1-1242 (413 amino acids)
Biological process (GO): beta-D-galactose catabolic process via UDP-galactose, Leloir pathway; glucose metabolic process
Molecular function (GO): carbohydrate binding; aldose 1-epimerase activity
Source: RefSeq, a predicted model, not a curated record
AUGCGUGUGCAACUCUUGAGCCUGGGAGCAUCCCUCCUGCCCCUUGCUGCCGCCCAAUUCACUGGCAACGGUAACAGCACCAACGCCACCAGCACCGGGCCGGAUGAGGACGGCAAGUACUGGAUUUACGGCGAGGGCAUCUCGGCGGCCUUUAUCCCGUAUGGAGCGUCAAUCUCAAACUUACUCAUCAAGGACCAGUAUGGCAUUGAGCGAGAUAUCGUGGCGGGCUUCGACAACGCCAGCUACUACGCCAUUGAUCGGCAACAUCCACACUUUGGCGGAGUUCCUGGCCGUUACGCAAAUCGCAUCAAGAACAGCUCGUUUGAGAUUGACGGCGAGACGUACCACAUCAAGCCGAACGAGAACCCUACCAAGGACCACCCCGACGGAGUGGACACGCUCCACGGAGGCCCCAAUGGUUGGGACUGGCGCAACUUCACCGUGGCAUCGCGCUCGAACAACAGCAUCACCUUCUCCUUCGUCGACCCGGACGGCGAGCAGGGCUUUCCCGGCGAGGUCGUGUCCUACAUCACCUACACCCUCGGCAACAUGACCUGGGACUUCAAGAUGGUCGCCAUCUCGACCACCAAGAAGACUCCCAUCAUGCUGAGCAGCCACACCUACUGGAACCUGGACGGCUUUGCCAACAACGACACACAGAGUGUCUUGAACCACACCUUCUACCUGCCGUACAGCGGCCAGAGGGUUGGCGUCGACAACAUUCUUAUCCCGACGGGCGACAUCCUUGCCAACCAGCAGGGCUCGGUCAACGAUUUCUGGAGUGCGCCGAAGCAGAUCGGCACUGAUUUCCAGAAGGAAGAGCUGAAGAACAAUUGCGGCUUCAACUGCACAGGUUAUGAUACCUGCUGGCUCGUCAACCGUCAGCAAGACGGCCCCUACGACUGGCGUGCAGAGGAUGGCUUCGUCGCGCGGCUGCAGUCCCCCUGGUCCGGCAUCCAGCUCGACAUCUACUCGGACCAGGAAGCCUUCCAGAUGUACUCGUGCAACGGACAGAACGGCUCCAUGGCCCUCAAGAAGACCCAGGGCCUGUUCGACAACAAGGACUUCCCGCGCACCAUCCCCAAGUAUGGCUGCGUCGUGCUCGAGGUGGAGGACUGGAUCGACGCCAUCAACCAGCCCGAGUGGCAGCGAGGCAGCAAGCAGAUCUACGGCCCCGGAGAUGACCCGUACGUCCUCCAGGCCAGCUACAAGUUCAGUAUCAAUGCCACCAAGACCUCCUGA